UAAAUAAAGCUAUCGCUUUUCGUCUGUCUUCCUUAUUUUUUUAAGUAAACUGACGUCGGUGUGGUCCUCACUGGAAGACGCAGACGGAUUGUUGGCUGUUGAGCUAUUUUUUCCUUGCGCACACAGACAAGAUUCCCAACCAUCGUCUUCGUCAACUGUUGCCUUAAAUUCACUUUUAAAUGAAUCUUGUAAGAUUUAUGAACAACCGUGUUCCGGCCGACAAGCGAUACCAGCCCACGGACUACGAACAUGCAGCUAACUGUGCCACACACGCGCUGUGGAUUAUCCCCAGUUUAUUGGGCAGCUCGGUACUGCACUUCCUGUCCGAGGACCAAUGGGAGCGCGUCUCGGCAUGGCUGUACGGGGCGGGGCUAAGCUCACUCUUCAUCAUCUCCACCCUGUUUCACACUGUAGCCUGGAAGAAGAGCCACCUGCGCAGGGGGGUGGAGCAGUGCUUCCACAUGUGUGACCGGAUGGUGAUCUACUUCUUCAUCGCUGCUUCCUACGCCCCCUGGUUGAACCUCAGGGAGCUAGGACCCUGGGGUUGUCACAUGCGCUGGCUGGUGUGGGUCAUGGCUACCGUGGGAACCACUUAUGUGUUCUUCUUCCACGAGAGAUAUAAGAUCAUGGAGUUGUUCUGUUACACAGUCAUGGGUGUGUUCCCUGCCCUUGUAAUCCUCUCAAUGCCGGACAGGGCGGGGCUGUGUGAGCUUCUGGUGGGCGGAGCCUGCUACUGCCUGGGCAUGGUGUUCUUCAAGAGCGACGGCCUCGUGCCAUUCGCUCACGCCAUCUGGCAUCUUUUCGUUGCCAUGGGAGCCGGCAUCCACUACUACGCCAUCUGGAGGUACCUCUACAUCCCUCCAGACAAUCAGGUGCAGACCUCCAGAUGACAUCACCGCUGACAUCACGAGGACAGGGUUGUGUAACAAGACGAGCAAGAGGAAGUGACAUCACGACGCAGGAGGAGAAACCCUCACAACAUGAUAUCCUGUUGGGUAUUUCUUUGUUGCGGGUGAACCCCCCCCCCCUUUCUUUUCUCCUAGUUUAGUCGAGGUGUGCUGCCAUGCUGACUUACCAGUGUGGGGGCUGUACUUCCACACAAACAGGAAGUGUCUGUUAAUUAACCAAUGGUGUUGCACUUCCUGCCUCAGUGUUUUAAAAGCUGAUUGGUGGAGGCUGUCAGGUUGCCAGGCAACGUUUCUAAGGAUGUAUUUCUAAUUGUUCCAGUUCACUACUCUUCGAAUUAAUAUUGAUUAGUAUUGGUAUUUAUUAUCGGUGGAGUUAUUGAUUUGUAUUAUUUGUUCCUAUCAAGUUAUAGGUAUUGUUACAGCCAGGAGUUUAUGGUGCUGUGUGAUGUUGUGAUGUUUAUUACAGCUGGGAAGAGUUCAGAUGUUAGGACCAUUGAGAUAACUCACAACUUUCUCAUUAUUUCAUCUAUUUUGACCUUGAAAGUUAUCUCUCUCCAUCUCUAUGUUUACCAAAAUCUCUUUCUUUUGAAGAUGCAGUGUUGUUGAUCAGGUUAUUGGAAGCGUUAUCAGGUUACUUGAAGAGUUCUUGGUUGGUCAAUGUCUCUGUUGACCAUUUAGAUCACAUGAUUGUACAAACAAAACGUGUUUUUUUACACUCAGAUGUUGUUUAAAGAUCAGUUGUAAAGUUUUAGAUCGAUUCAGAUGUUAAAUAUUGACUCUUAUCUCACAAUAGUAUAUUAUAAGCAUUCAUUUCACCACUCACAUAAAGUAUAUAUGAAUAGUGUUUCUAUAUAGUUUACACCUCAGUGUGGUGGUCUAUAGUGUUUCCAUAUAGUUUACACCUCAGUGUGGUGGUCUAUAGUGUUUCUAUAUAGUUUACACCUCAGUGUGGUGGUCUAUAGUGUUUCUAUAUAGUUUACACCUCAGUGUGGUGGUCUAUAGUGUUUCUAUAUAGUUUACACCUCAGUGUGGUGGUCUAUAGUGUUUCUAUAUAGUUUACACCUCAGUGUGGUGGUCUAUAGUGUUUCUAUAUAGUUUACACCUCAGUGUGGUGGUCUAUAGUGUUUCUAUAUAGUUUACACCUCAGUGUGGUGGUCUAUAGUGUUUCUAUAUAGUUUACACC
This is a messenger RNA of Hypomesus transpacificus, 2091 nucleotides long. Its product is annotated as monocyte to macrophage differentiation factor 2-like. The record is from RefSeq and is a predicted model, not a curated record. Bases 180 to 890 code for a protein of 236 amino acids. Gene Ontology annotation, cellular component: membrane. The transcript is spliced from 7 exons. NCBI's taxonomy places the organism in Eukaryota, Metazoa, Chordata, Actinopteri, Osmeriformes, Osmeridae. Gene Ontology annotation, molecular function: pore-forming activity.